This is a messenger RNA of Pocillopora verrucosa, 2125 nucleotides long. Its product is annotated as methyltransferase-like protein 22. Gene Ontology annotation, cellular component: nucleus. Gene Ontology annotation, molecular function: protein methyltransferase activity. The record is from RefSeq and is a predicted model, not a curated record. Lineage: Eukaryota; Metazoa; Cnidaria; Anthozoa; Scleractinia; Pocilloporidae. Gene Ontology annotation, biological process: protein methylation.
UUCAAGAUGGCCGCCGCAGAGGAACUGUUCACAUCAGAUGUGCAUCUUUUUACACCAUUUUUCCAAGAAGAGGAAAACAGUAUAGUAUUUACCAGGUUUACAAUAUACAGAUCCCCUGAGAAUACCUCUGCCAAUGAGAUGGAAGGGAGAAGUCAUCACAUGGGAUUUCAUGAAACUGAUGAAGAUGAAGAUGGAGAUUUGUCACCUCCAAGAAAGUUCUCUGCCAGAGAUGACUGUGAAGUUAUUACAAUAGAACAUCAUCUUUCCACUGGGAUUGAAGAUGUAGGGCUGCAGGUUUGGAGAGGGGCCCUCCUAUUAAGUGAUUUCUUGAUUUGCAAUGAAGAAAGAUUUGAUGGAUGUUUUGGCUUGGAGCUUGGAGCAGGUCUUGGUUUAUGUAGCAUCAUAUUGGGAAGAGUGGCAAAGAGACUGUUCUGUACAGAUGUUGGAGACACCAUUCUCAGCAACUGCAAUGCCAACAUAGCAGCUAACUCUCAUCUUUUUAGAUAUGGCAGUGAAGCUGUUACAGUUCAUGAAAUGGACUGGCAGAAAAAAGGAUUACCCUCUGAGAAUGGUUCUUUCUGUUGGACAAUAGAAGAUCAAGAGCUGUUUAAAGCUAUCACAGUUGUAUUGGCUGCAGAUGUGAUUUAUGAUGAUUCCUUAACUGAUGCUUUCAUUGAAACAGUCUUGCAUCUUUUUGAGCAAAAGACAGACAUAGUCCUUUACUUGACAGUGGAGAAACGAUUGAAUUUUACCCUGAAGGAUCUUGCUGUAACCUGUCCAGCAUACUCCCAUUUUACUGAGAGAAUAGAUGAACUGGAAAGUAAACAAAAAAGACUAACAGCAAGGAAACUCUCCACUGAUUUUCCUAAGUACCUACAGUAUGACAGAGUAAAGGAGCUGGAACUGUGGGAAAUUAAACCAACUUAACCUGAUGUUGACAUGGAAAACUUUAAACACCCGCCAACUGAAUGAAGGUGUCAGAGCUUUGAACUGGUUAAAUUUAUCAGGUUCCAUCAACCUUCUCACACGGGUUCCAAUGGCCUUGUGUCUUUGAGGAAUUUUAAGAGGCAAUGGACAAACACGAGUUGGAAACUUCCUCACUGUUCACACAAGAGAUGGUGUACGGCAGGUGUUACUACUUUUUAUGGACAAGCUUCCUUUAUAUAAACUGCCAGAGAACUGGUAUCAUUUAGAGUGGGACAAGGACAAGGAGAUCUACAAACUUGUGUGACGCUCUGACCAGCAGGAACUGCACAUUGAUCGGCUUAAAUGUCAAAGGUAAUGGAUCAGGAGAUGGAGGAAUAGAAGACUUGUCUGAGGCUUUAACCGACAAUAUCAUUCUGUAAAUUAACGAGCUUUAACUAAGUCCAACUGCAAGCUAAGGAGCCUAGACUUCUCCUAACUCUUUGACCCCUAAGAGUGACUAGCAUCUAAUUUCUCCUUACAGUAUCACCCCUACAUCAAACACUAAGGUCAUGAGAAUAAUGGAAAUGAUCAACAAGCUAAGUACAGAAGCUCUUGAUUGUUGAGCAAAAUCUCCUUGUCAGUACCAUAGAAAAUGUAUAGAAAAUAGUAUAGAGAAUAUGCACACUGAUCUUAGGGUGUAAAAGGUUAAAAUAAAAUAACAGUUAUGGCAAACAGUAAUUUGGCUAAGUACUAAGUGGUACUGAUUGUAAAGUUAAGCAGACAUAAUACUUUCUUUUUCCAUGACAAGUUAGAAGUAUCAAGCUCGGAUAGGCUCCCCCUGUUAUAUAUAAUAAAUUCCAUUCUUAUGAAGGAUAGUUAAUUUUUUGAUAAAGGAUAGUACAUUAUUUUUUAUAAAUGACUGUUUAGUCGUGUACCUCACAUUAUAGACUUGCCACCUGUUGUUGAUCAAAUGGAGUAUUAUACGUGACUCUUAGCGUGAGAGACAAACGUCGCCAUCAACAACUGAUGACCGACUCUGAAUUGUUAGACAAACGAUUAUCAAACUUCCAUUUUUAUUUUGGCUCAUGUAAAGCUUAUUUCAGCUAAUGGAUUACAAAUGCAAUAGCAAAGUAAGUAUUUCUGGAAGCUUACAUGUGAUUCCGAAUAACGGAUCUGUGGGCAAUCCUUUUAUAAGUUUUAAUAAACGCUCGCACUUUAA